Molecule: messenger RNA, 1830 nt
Organism: Guillardia theta CCMP2712
Lineage: Eukaryota; Cryptophyceae; Pyrenomonadales; Geminigeraceae
Exons: 9
Coding region: 1-1830 (609 amino acids)
Source: RefSeq, a predicted model, not a curated record
AUGGAUCCAAGUGACCCCAAGGCUAAGCAGACUUACGUUCCGCCUGCUGAAUCCUUUGAAGAAUAUUUGAAGAGACGUAAUUCUGGAGGGUCCAAGACUGCGCAAACAUAUGUUGCACCAAUCUCCGGUUCGUCGUUCUCUGCAGGCAGCGGCGUUGUGGAUCUGAAGUCUGUGAAGAGCUCUCGUGCUGAGCCGUCAGCUGAUUCGAAGCCAUCUCUGUUUGAGGAGUACAUGAAGAAAAGGCAGGGUGCCACUGCCCAGCCAGCAGCUGCUGCGGCCCCUUCGUACGGAGGAAAGCCAGCUCAGGAUGCCGGAGAUCUCCCUGACGCCGGCUGGGGCGGCGAGAAGAAGGCCCACACCCGUGACCCGGUCUCGACCAGGGUCGACCCCAACGACCCCAAGUCCAAGCAGACCUACGUGCCGCCGGCGAUGUCGUUCGAGGAGUACAUGAAGGCACGCCAGGGAGGAUCCGCAGCCGCACCAGCGCCAGCUGCGGCAGCAUCAUCUCCCGCUGCUUCUUAUUCUCCAUCUGCAGCGCCAUCAGGCGGACGCAUCAGCUACUCCACCACUGGCGGAUACACUCCCGGAGCUCGCUCGGUCAGCCCGGCUCCUGCUGCCUCGGCCUCGUACAGCGCUGCUCCUUCCUACGCUCCCCAGUCCUCGGCUCCCUCUGGCGGACGCAUCAGCUACUCCACCACUGGCGGAUACACUCCUCGCGGCCGCUCGGCCAGCCCGGCUCCUGCUGCCUCGGCCUCGUACAGCGCUGCUCCUUCCUACGCUCCCCAGUCCUCGGCUCCCUCUGGCGGACGCAUCAGCUACUCCACCACUGGCGGAUACACUCCUCGCGGCCGCUCGGCCAGCCCGGCUCCUGCUGCCUCGGCCUCGUACAGCGCUGCUCCUUCCUACGCUCCCCAGUCCUCGGCUCCCUCUGGCGGACGCAUCAGCUACUCCACCACUGGCGGAUACACUCCUCGCGGCCGCUCGGCCAGCCCGGCUCCUGCUGCCUCGGCCUCGUACAGCGCUGCUCCUUCCUACGCUCCCCAGUCCUCGGCUCCCUCUGGCGGACGCAUCAGCUACUCCACCACUGGCGGAUACACUCCUCGCGGCCGCUCGGCCAGCCCGGCUCCUGCUGCCUCGGCCUCGUACAGCGCUGCUCCUUCCUACGCUCCCCAGUCCUCGGCUGCUCCGAGCAGGGGCGUGAGCUACUCUACCACUGGCGGAUACACUCCCGGAGCUCGCUCGGCCCCCGCCUCCGCCCCUGCUGCUUCCUACGCUCCUCAGUACAAUGAACCUGCGGGCAAGCCAGCACAGGAUGCCGGAGAUCUCCCUGACGCCGGCUGGGGCGGCGAGAAGAAGGCCCACACCCGUGACCCGGUCUCGACCAGGAUCGACCCCAACGACCCCAAGUCCAAGCAGACCUACGUGCCGCCGGCGAUGUCGUUCGAGGAGUACAUGAAGGCACGCCAGGGAGGAUCCGCAGCCGCACCAGCGCCAGCUGCAGCAGCUCCUGCUCCGGCUCCAGCUCCAUCGUUCUCUUCUUAUCAAGCCUCGCUCCAGCAGCAAACUGGAAAUCGCAUCAGCUACUCGACGUCAGGCUACACUCCUAGUAGAUCCUCUUCAUACAGCUCUGCCCCUGUUAUGGCGGGCAAGCCAGCACAGGAUGCCGGAGAUCUCCCUGACGCCGGCUGGGGCGGCGAGAAGAAGGCCCACACCCGUGACCCGGUCUCGACCAGGCUCGACCCCAACGACCCCAAGUCCAAGCAGACCUACAUUCCGCCUGCCGAGUCCUUUGAAGAAUACCUCAAGCGCAGACAAGCAGCUGGCAAGUAA